Molecule: messenger RNA, 429 nt
Organism: Penicillium waksmanii
Lineage: Eukaryota; Fungi; Ascomycota; Eurotiomycetes; Eurotiales; Aspergillaceae
Exons: 2
Coding region: 1-429 (142 amino acids)
Source: RefSeq, a predicted model, not a curated record
AUGAAGUGGGAGCAGUAUAUGCGCCCCGAAGCAAGCUGGCGCCGCAUGCUGACGUACCAACCACCCGUAUACACGGUGGGCAAGUUCGGUGGAAGGAGCGGACGAUUCGGUACACGCUGGACCCAGUCAAAAGCUCCAGAACAAGCGAACAGCCUCCAAAUAGAAACACUCUGUAAUUGGAUUGCCAGCUUACUACUUAAGUCGGAGUGCGAAAUCUCGAUAUAUAUUGGGGGAAGCUUGACUACUGAUGUCAAGCAGGUGCAUCAUGGGAGAGCCACAGGCUGGCGGUCUAGGGGGGCUCAAAAGUAUCCCUUUGUGGGUUGUCCGCAGUACGAUUCCGAUGGCGAAGAAGAAGCUCGUAAGCCGACCCAAAACGAGUCCAUUCUGGCGCAGAUUUAUGGGCUUCGCCAGGAAAUGCCUAGGACAUAA